This is a messenger RNA of Fonsecaea multimorphosa CBS 102226, 1476 nucleotides long. RefSeq lists its product as uncharacterized. The record is from RefSeq and is a predicted model, not a curated record. Bases 1 to 1476 code for a protein of 491 amino acids. Gene Ontology annotation, cellular component: RNA polymerase I complex. The transcript has 2 exons. Gene Ontology annotation, molecular function: DNA binding. Gene Ontology annotation, biological process: nucleolar large rRNA transcription by RNA polymerase I; RNA polymerase I preinitiation complex assembly; transcription elongation by RNA polymerase I. NCBI's taxonomy places the organism in Eukaryota, Fungi, Ascomycota, Eurotiomycetes, Chaetothyriales, Herpotrichiellaceae.
AUGGCGGAGAAGAAGAGAAAGGCGGGCUCGCUGGAGAGCGACAGGCCGUCCAAGAAGCCUCAAACGAGCACCAUCAAAGUCACUCAUCUGAGCGGCCCCGACGUCGCCAAACCUCUGGUCGCGUCGUCACCCGGGGUCACACUCCCCUCAGACCUGAGUUUCGACGGAUUCUCCAAAAGGGAGCCGUCGUCCGGGAGGUCUAGCCUUCUUCUGCAGUCCUCCGACCAUCCUACCAUCGACUACGUCGCGACCGAGAGCGGCACGACCAACGCGGCCGAAAAGCACGUCAAGCACUAUAUAGCCGUCUUCGACCCGGCGUCCAAUAAACUAAAGGUGGUGGAAGCCAGGAAGAUGACCGUGAGAAGUACGGUGCGCCAGUUGGACAAGGAAAGCGACGACGACGACGACGGGGGAGACGAUGGUGCAGAGGGUAUCAAGCCUGCUGCGCUGACGACACCGUCUCGUGCGGCAUUGACGCAGGCGUUUGGAACGAAAAAGUCAAAGAGAGCCGUGGCCUCGGUGGCCGAGAAUCGUCUGCUGGCCCGGGAUGGAGAGAACGACGAUAACCCUCUCUCGAACGCUCUUCUCUCGUCCAUCAAGGAAGAGGACGACGACGACGCGGACGUCAUGCUCGACGCCGCCGCCGCAGGAGGCGCCUCUUCUCGGGCCAACAAGCCCCUCCCACAAGCCAACCUCGACACAGCCGACAUCACACAAGUCUACGCGCUGUCCUCGCUCGUGUUUCCCGGUCCCGACCGAACAACGCUCUCCCAGAUGCCCAUCGCGUACUGGAAGGAAUGCGCAAAGAACAAGAAACCCGUGUCGACGCAUCUACGGUUCGUGGCGACCCGCGUCGGCUACCUGACCCAACGACACCUCAAACAACCGGACAACCAAGACGUGUUGCUCAAGCUGCAGAUCCUGCGCUACAUCCAGCUUUUGGUAGAGAUCCACAAGUACGUCUCUCACCUACCGCGACAACGCCGCAUUGCUGCCCCCGAGUCAUGGCCCAGGGGCACCACGACGGACUCGUCGCUAUCGACCGCGUUCAAGGGAAAACUCAUGUCGCAUUUCUUCCCCACCGGCACCCCCACGACUUUCAACAAGACACUCUUCACCUCCACCAUCCUCGCACUGACAUUACACAUCCCCCCACCAAAGUUCACGCCGGGAGACACGCCCAAGAUGCUGUUCACCGAGCUGAGCGACAUGACGCUGGACCUGGCCAUGCCGCACGCCGAGAUCCACAAGCUGUACCGCGAACUGGGCUGCAAGAUCGAGUCCAUGACCGACGCCGAGCUGCACCGCCAUGGCUGGGACAAGGUCGUCUCCCCUGCGGCGGCGCAGCAGCGCGGCAAGGCCGGUGUGGUCGACGAGGACGGCAAAGCCGUGAAGCUGCCCAAACCAAAGUUCGCGAAACUGAGAUUCCCCAUUGAAUUCCGCCGCAUCAGCGCCGGUCGGCCAGGCAGGAGGUAG